AUGAAAUCACGUCUAGGUAAUCUCAGGCUUUACAAGUUUGAUGUGCCUUCUGAGUCUGAUGUCGGAGUUAUGAUAAUAAGCUUUGGAGGUGUACACCUGUGUGAACGGUUUCAGUUGACGCGAUGCACAGGAAGAGGACGAGGAAGAGGUUCAAAAGCUGGAUUGUCCAAAUCAUUCGUAGAUUCGCUGCAUUGGUCUUUCAUGGCGCAACAUCGGUCCAACAUAACUAAUCAGAUCUUCGACUACAUUGUCUCCAAUUUUUCGUUCAAGGAUCUUGAUGUCGUACCUCCCGCGUGUCCUGUCCUCGUCUUUCACUUUCAAAUUAUAGGGCUUAGUCAAUAUCAAGUCAAUGAGAAUGACAUCACAACUCUUGUUUUGUCCACAUUGAGAACUAGAGAUUCUGUUCUGAGCGUUGAAGAUGCAAUAGCCAGACUCGUACCAAUCGUUGCACCUACAACUGAGAUCGUAGAUUGUUACCAAAGUCCGGAAUUGUGUCCUCUAUGUGAAAAAGGGUAUCCGAAAGAAGACGAGAUUGUUCAUAAAACAAAAUGCAGUCACAUCUUUCACGCAACUUGUAUCUCUCGUUACUUGUUGCACACUCCUCGAUGCCCAGCUUGCUCCCUUGAGUUGCCACCUGUCGACAUGAGGACUCUUCUCUUCUUGUAAGACAAUUAUCUACUAUGUCCAAGACAAUAUUCGAUUGAAUUCGUCUAUCCAAGUUUUUGAUUUUACUGUUCCUUGUUUUUUUUUUAUCAAAAACAAGUGUGAUAAAACAUAACCAAGUCCUUCACUAGCAUGGUUUAUUAUGAUGAAGACCACCGUAUUUACUUCUG
This is a messenger RNA of Camelina sativa (false flax), 833 nucleotides long. RefSeq lists its product as uncharacterized. NCBI's taxonomy places the organism in Eukaryota, Viridiplantae, Streptophyta, Magnoliopsida, Brassicales, Brassicaceae. The record is from RefSeq and is a predicted model, not a curated record.